This is a messenger RNA of Phyllotreta striolata, 2385 nucleotides long. The record is from the annotation of a GenBank genome assembly. NCBI's taxonomy places the organism in Eukaryota, Metazoa, Arthropoda, Insecta, Coleoptera, Chrysomelidae.
AAACAUGUUAUUUGAAUUUAUUAUUUUCUAUUAAGUUUUUCACGUGAAAAAUGGCACGAAGAGGUAAAUUGAAAUACAAAGAUGUUGUUAAGAACCCAUACGAUGGUCAGAAGAAAAAUGCGAAGAAAUUCAAACCUCCCAAGAAAACGUACAGCUUAUUUUCAAACAAGCAAGGCAAAAAUAAUCCUCGCAAAAGAAAAUUUGCUCCUCAAAAAUCGUAUGAACCUCAAGCAAAAGAGCCAAAAGUAGAGAGCAAUGCUUUACGAGAAGAGGAAUCUUCCUCCGAAGAAGAAGCAGCAGACGUGGACAAUCUAUUGAGCACUUUUAAGAAAUCUGAUAAAAUCAAAAAUAUUGCCAUUGAAAGCAGUAGUGAUAGUGAAUUAGAUGAAGAAAACGGUGCUGAUGAAAACGAUUUAGGUGAGGAGUUAACUGAAGGUGAAAAUGAAGAAAGUGGUAGCGAAGAUGAAGAUACUGGUAAUCAGGAUGACAAUGACAUUGAGAUUCACGUAGCAUUAGAAAACGAAGAAGUUGGCGAUUUAAAAGAAAUUAACAGUAGUACAGAUCCUUUUAAUCAACACAUUUCUUACGAUCUGCACGAUUCAAUGCUGGAUUCGUUGCAAAGCUCGCCGGUCAAUACAAAUAAUUUUGAGGAAUCGUGGCCUCAGCUGGGUAAUUUAAUAAUUCAAAUUCCAAAGUGUGAAAUUAUUGAAGAAAAAUCUGACCAUUUCACCAUCUCCGAGAAAAAAACUUACGCAUUACAAGGAGCAAUACCUAAACAAAUAAAAUUGGUAAACUUCGAAAAUUUGCACAUUAAAUCGCAAAUUACAAAUAACCUACUAAGAGCGAAUAAAAGUGUAACCGGCAACGAACAUUUUACAACGUUACAAGAAGAAAUAUUCUCCAUUAUAAAUAACUAUCAGGAUUUAUACUAUCCCGAAAGGACUUUUACGAAUUCUGAAGAAAUCAGAUACACAUAUUGUUUACAUGCCGUGAAUCAUGUUUUAAAAACGAAGUUAAAAGUAAUCCACCAUAAUGCUAGACUUACAAAAAAAGAUGAUGUACCUGAAGAAUUUAGGGAUCAGGGCCUCGUGAGGCCUAAAGUUUUAAUAAUUUUGCCAUUCAAAGAUUCCGCUUACAAAACAAUACAAAUUAUAAUAGACCUAAUAUUAGCAGAAGAUAAUGGAAAUGUUAUGAAUAAAAAACGUUUCCUUGACGACUACACUGGCAACGAGUUAUUUAUUUCAAAGAAAAAUCCCAAACCGGAGGAUUAUGAGCAAAUUUUCCAAGGCAACACUAGCGACGACUUUAAAAUCGGAAUAACAGUAACCAAAAAGAGUAUAAAAUUAUUUGCAGAAUUUUAUGCUUCUGAUAUUAUAAUCGCUUCCCCGCUUGGGCUGAGAACUGUACUAGGCGCAGAAGGGGAACCCGAAAGAGAUUACGAUUUCCUCGCUUCCAUUGAAUUACUCGUAAUGGACCAAUCGGAGAUAUUUCUAAUGCAAAACUGGGACCACGUUAUGCACAUUUUCAAUCAUUUGCAUAUGCAGCCAAAAAAUUCGCACGGUACAGACUUCUCAAGAGUAAGAACGUGGAGUUUGAACGGCUGGUCAAAAUACUACAGGCAAACGUUGUUGUUUUCAUCGGUAAAUUUUCCGGAAAUCAACGCGAUUUUCAACAAGAAAUGCCAGAAUUUCGCCGGGAAAAUCAAAGUAGUCAAUCCGAUCAGGCACAGUCGUAUCAGCCAGGUGGUGGUUCAAGUACCGCACGUGUUCCACAAAUUUAAUUGCAAAAAUGCCAUCGAUGCCAUCGACAUGCGAUUCGAUUUUUUCAUUAACAAAAUUUUACCCCAGCAAAAGGAGCCUCUGAUGAAGCAAACGCUGGUGUUCGUUCAGAGUUACUUCGACUUCGUUAGAUUAAGGAACUACUUCAAGAAGGAAGACGUUAGUUUUGUGCAAAUUUGCGAAUAUUCAAAGGAAGGAAAAGUAGCGAGGGCGAGAGACAUGUUUUACCACGGAGACGCGCACUUCCUGCUCUACACCGAACGGUUUCACUUCUUCCACAGGAAGAGGAUAAAAGGUAUACGACACAUUGUUUUCUAUCAGCUUCCGACGUGUCCGCAUUUCUACUACGAAAUGUGCAAUUUGAUGCAAGAGGCCAAUAUGAACAGGAAAAUCGGCAGUUCUUCCAACAUGUCCGUCACAGUUCUCUAUUCCAAGUACGACGUUUAUCAAUUAUCAGCUGUAGUUGGGACGGAAAAGAGCGGACGGAUGAUACAAUCUGAUAGAAAUGUUCACAUGAUGGUAACUGGUAAUGAUUAACUAAGUACAGAAGGUUCGUUUAUGUAUAUAAAAGAAUUAAAAAGGAUAAUUAAAUUCUGUUAGUACUAAC